Messenger RNA from Boleophthalmus pectinirostris (great blue-spotted mudskipper), 4757 nucleotides. RefSeq names its product inhibitor of nuclear factor kappa B kinase regulatory subunit gamma (gene ikbkg). Gene Ontology annotation, molecular function: K63-linked polyubiquitin modification-dependent protein binding. The coding region runs from base 313 to 2013 and encodes 566 amino acids. The transcript has 14 exons. NCBI's taxonomy places the organism in Eukaryota, Metazoa, Chordata, Actinopteri, Gobiiformes, Gobiidae. Gene Ontology annotation, biological process: positive regulation of canonical NF-kappaB signal transduction. The record is from RefSeq and is a predicted model, not a curated record. Gene Ontology annotation, cellular component: IkappaB kinase complex; cytoplasm; nucleus.
ACUAAACUCAGGACAAACCCGCUCCGGGCUCAUGACUAGUCCUCGGUUUGACAGAUCGGGCUGUAAAUUAGAGUUGUUAUUACACUUUGACUCUUUUAGGUAACAUUUUACACACUGUAGUUAGUUUAUUUAUGAAAAAACGCUUUUAUGUGAACCACGGAGCUGUACACGACCGAUCCACUGUCUUUUUCCGUAAUGUUAUCGUUAGCUGUGAGACUUUAGCCGUGCUGCUAGCCUUGUUUGGGUCAGAUUUAGAUCGUCCAAAACACGUUCUUUGAGUUGAAACAUUGAAUCAAGGUGAAAUAUAAAGCAAUGGUCCAGCCCCAGCCUGACGGGCCCAUGCAGUGGGACAUGUCUGCAGAGGACAGUGGACUCAGGGUUCCUCCGGAACUCGCAGCCAAUGAAGUGGUGACACGGCUCCUCUGUGACAACCAGCAGCUCAGAGAGGCCUUGCGGCGCAGUAACUUGGCCCUUCGUCAGCGCUGUGAGGAGAUGGAGGGAUGGCAGAGGAAGACGAAAGAGGAGAGAGAGUUUCUGAGCUGCAGGUUUCAGGAGGCGCGGGCCCUAGUAGAGAGACUGGCUCAGGAGAAUCAUUCUUUACAGAGUCUCAUGAACACACCGUCCCCCGGCUCCAGUCACUGCUGCAGCUCCAGUCACUGCUGCAGCUCCAGUCAGACAGAGGAGCAGAGAGCCAGGAACGGACCAAUGGAGCCCCCACAGACUUUGGAUUCACGAGAGAGGAAGAGAGUGGAGGAGACAGAUCGGCACACACAAACCACGCCACCACGCAGUCUGCCUGUGGAGGGCACAAAUGACGUCCUCCAGUUUUUGAAAAGCCACAAAGAGAAGCUGGAAGAAGGAAUGAGAGAUCUGAAGAGGAAGAACGAAGAGCUGGAGCGUGAGAGGGAGGAGGGAGAGAAAGAGAAGGAGAGGAUGAGGAGGUUUAUCGACCAGCUGAGAGGAAAACUGGCUCUGGCACAGCAAACCAAUAAUGUGACAGAGGAGCCUCACCAGCACCGCUCUGAGGCCCAGCACUCUUCAGACUGGUACAGAGAGCUGGAGGAGAAACUGGAUUAUUUACAGAAAAGUUCAGCUCAGAGAGACAAAACGGAGGCUCUGCUCAAACAGAAGGACAAAGACUGUGCACAGUUGGCCAAAGACUGUGAGGCUCUGAAGGCCCAGGUCACGUCUCUUCUGGGGGAGCUGAACGAGAGGCAGAGCUGGCUGGACAAGAGCGAACACGAGCGCAAAGUCCUCGAGGAGAAGUUGUGCAAUAAGCAGAAGGCCCUGCAGGGGUUUGAGCAGGAACUGGAGCAGCAGAGGAAACAGCAUAUUGUGGCCAGGGACAAACUCCUGCUUCAAACACAGAAUCUAGAGCAGGCUCUGAAGGCCGAGAGACAAGCAGUGGCAGAGGAGAAGAAAAAACUGACACAGCUACAGCACGCAUACACCUGUUUGUUCAGAGACUAUGAUACUAAACUCAAGGGGGGAGACCUGUGUGCGCGUUUAGAGGAGGCGGAGAGGGCUCUGGCUCUCAAACAGGACCUUAUCGACAAACUCAAGGAGGAGGUGGAGCAACAGAAGGCGUCAUUAGAGACUAUACCUGUCCUCACUGCACAGGCAGAGAUCUAUAAAGCAGACUUCUUGGCUGAGCGAGAGGCACGAGAGAAACUGAACCAGAAGAAAGAGGAGCUGCAGGAUCAGCUGAACCAGGCUCUGGGAGAAAUUGAGCGGCUCAAACAAGAGGCCACAUCACGCGCACGGAUCGAACAGAUGAAGCUGAGACACUUGGAUGAUUUUCCAGCUCGAGCGUCUCACAUUCCUCAGGCUCCAGGUGCGUUUCCGUUCCACACAGCCCCUCCCCCUUCGUCGUUCCGUGGUCAGGGCGUUGCCGUGGGCGACCAGGCGUCGGCGUCAGAGGAGAUCCCCGACCUCUGCUGCCCCAAGUGCAAGUACCAGGCUCCAGACAUGGACACGCUGCAGAUACAUGUCAUGGACUGUAUCACCUUUUAACCACCUUUAUAUCAUCCUCCCAAAACUGUCAACUACAAAUACAAAUACACAACCAAAUCAGGAACUCUCAAGUACUGUGCCUCUGCUAACACUGUUACGCCCCGUUUAGUCUGAACCAGGACUGAACCAGGACUGACGCAGGACUGACGCAGGACUGAGGCAGGACUGAGGCAGGACUGAGGCAGGACUGAGGCAGGAUUGAACCAGGACUAAACUAGGACUACAAAAAUAGUACAUCCAGACUAGACCAGGGACUAAACUAAGAAUAAACUAAGACUGAACCAAAGGCCUAAACCAGUGAUUAAACUAGGACUAAAACAGUACUAAACCAGAAACUUAAACAGUAUCAUAUCAGGGAAUAAACUAGGGACUAAACCAGAGACUAAACUCGAGACUAAACCAGGACUAAACCAGAGACUAAAACAAAACUUGGACCACACUAAACCUGCACUUAAAAACAAUUAAACUGCGACUAAACUAAACCAGAACUAAACCAGGAUAACAAUCACUGACAACAAUGAGCCAAACCUCAUAUAAGAAAACAAAAUUCUCUCUUCUUUUCUCAGAUUUGUCAGGGCUGCCCGUGUUAGUGGAGGCGCAGUACACAAACCUGCUUUAUCUUUGGUAUUCUGCAUUUUCCAUAAAUGACAUGUGAAUACAGACGAUCAAUCCUUCCACACUUCAUAUAGCCAAAAUAUUAUCCUGUGUGUCAGAUGCCCUCCCGUCCUCCUGUAUCCCCGUAGUGUUAGAGUGAGAUGGCGGCAGGUCGUAUGUCUCUAGUUAAUCUGCAGAUGUUGUAAUGCGCCAGAUGCCCUUCCAGACAUUGUGGUGUGGUUGGAUAAGUGGACCUUGACAUGACAUUGUAAAAUUCUAAAACAAUUCAUAUUCAAAUCAGUAUUUCUCAUCUCUCCUUUUCUUGGGUCACUUUAUCGAUGCAGUUUUGUAGAAAUGAAGAACUCUCUGUGUGUAGUGAAGGUAAUUAUGGACAGCCUCAUUUAAAUCAAUAGGUUGUGUUCACUGCCAUUUUAAAGGACCUAUAGUUUCACCUGAGCUGAGACAGGGCCAACUCUCAGGUGGAUUUUGCUGUGGAAGUGUCAGAUGCAAAUUUGUUGACCUGGUUUAUGGUUCAUAUCUGUAAGUCCUGGGCCUAUCCACAUGAAACAAAAACUGUCACAAAGUUCAGCAUCUUCUCUGUCAGGAGAAAUAAACAAAUGUCUAAUGUUUUUAAAAAAAUAUCUUACCUGUAUUUUGGUCAUUAGAUCUAUAACAGGUCUCCAUGAACUGUCUAAUGCUUUGUUAUGGAAUAUUCCAGGCACAAUAACAUCUCCAUGGAUACAACAAAUAUGUAGCGGUUUUCAUUAAUGUAUUUUAAAGAAGGAGGCAUUAUGCAAAAUUGACUUUUUGGAGAUUUAUACCAGAUUCUAACGUAGUUCCUUCAUCAGAAAUAUGUCUUAUGUAUCAUCCAUGCAUGUCUGAGUAAUCUAUCGACCUCUCCUGGGCUCUGUUCAAACCCUCCUUACAGUUAGCUGUAAGAUUCUGUGCAAGGCUCCACCCACAAGUCUACAUCAGCCUCAGCCAUGCUCCCACACGGCCAUUUUUCAUAAAUAUUCCAAAAAACAUAAUGCAAAACAAUACUGUACCACUACAACAUGAUAAACCUGAUGUGAUGUGCAGUAGUUUCAUUAGCGGGAUGCAUGCUGUUGUGUUGUGUUGUGAUAGUGCUCUGAAGGGGGAGUGACUAGUGCAGAGAGCAAAGGGAGGGGAAACUCGGAGUGUCAAAAAAAUGACACUUAUAAAACAUAUCAAUACAUUGUUUUCACUGUGUAUGGCAUUUUCAAAACAAUCAAAGAUAACAUGGUGAUGGAACUCUGUUAAUGCCCCAGAGAAGUGUAAAAGCUUAAAGAUUUCAUUCAUAAAUUGUGUCUCAAUCUUGCCCUCCAUCAUAAUUUUAAAAUGUGAACACAACCUAUUGUUCAACACCACUAGAACAUGAAUGAAACUAACCACUAGAUAAAAUAAUGUGAAACGUAGUUAGUGUUUUAAAGGUGGAAUUGGUGGUAAAUGUUGCGUGUCUUUUUACCUCCUGAACAUGUCCAUGUGUUUGACAUGUGUUUACAUCACAUCACUGCCCCAUCGACACGGAGUCUCAAGACAGUGGGAAGGACCAGGACAAAACCAGGACUGCUAGACUGGGUCUUACACAAAGGCUAAAACAGGAAUGGACUAGUACUAAAACAGCUCUAAAACAGGACUAAAGCAAAACCAGAACUAAACCAGGGCUAAAAUAUAGACUAGGGCUAAAACAUUCUGAACCUAGAUCAAAUCAGGACUAAACCAGGUUUUAAUAGAGGACUAAAUUUGACUAUUUAGAGCAGGACUAAACCAAAACUAAACUAGGACUAAAUGUGGACAUAACCAAAAUGACAAAAAUAUGAAGGAACCAAAGAUGAACAUAUCAGUAGACCUGGACUAAACCUGGUCUUACCCUAUAUGAAAACAAUGACUAAACUAAGGACUAAACCAGGACUAGAUUUGUCCCUGGUCCUCGCCCCUCUGUUUGAGACCCCUUACUUGUAUUGCCUUUCUGUGCUCUUGAUUUCUGCAUUUGUGGCACUUUGCGAUUUCUCUGAAUGUACCUCCUCCUCCACAGUCCGUGAAUUUUAUCUGUAAUUCUAAAAAAACUGGUGCAAAUUAAUGUCAAACUGUCAACGAUGUAUGUAAUAAACUAUUAUUCUUUUGAAGCA